UCGUUUUGGGUUUUGACAGUCUGGAAGAAUCACUGUGUUAGCUCCAGUCACGUUUCAUCACACACUGACUCUGACGCCGCAGAAUGAUCCCGGGCCCUGCGGAGCCUUGUGGAGUCUGAGGCCCCGCACAGAAAUCCACCUUGCACCGGCAAAACAGGACCUUCACUGACCGCGUCGCUCUCAGCAGCAGUCAGCCCGAGACAGAAUGUCAAGUAGCCCGGAAGAAAGUCAUUCCAGGGGCGGCGGCUCCGACCGUGACUUGAAAAUGGCCUCUUCGAGCAACACGUCUCUGGAGGGUGGACCACCACCACCGCUGCAGCAGAACCGUAUACGGCAGUCUGACAGUAACACCAGUUUCCUUCGAGCUGCCAGGGCGGGAAACAUUGACAAAGUCCUUGAAUUCCUGAAAAAUGGCGUGGACAUCAGCACCUGUAACCAGAAUGGUCUGAAUGCUUUACAUCUAGCAGCUAAGGAGGGACACAAGGAUUUAGUGGAGGAACUUUUGGAGAGAGGAGCACCUGUUGACUCUUCCACCAAGAAAGGGAACACUGCCCUGCAUAUUGCCUCAUUGGCAGGACAAAGGGAAGUAGUCCGACUGCUGGUGAAGAGAGGAGCAGAUGUCAAUGCUCAGUCACAGAAUGGCUUCACUCCACUCUACAUGGCAGCCCAGGAGAAUCACUUGGAGGUGGUGAGGUACCUGCUGGAAAAUGAAGGGAACCAAAGCAUUGCAACAGAGGAUGGCUUCACUCCACUGGCCAUCGCUCUCCAGCAGGGCCACAACUCUGUGGUCUCCCUGCUGUUGGAGCACGACACCAAGGGUAAGGUUCGUCUACCAGCCCUGCACAUCGCAGCUCGCAAAGAUGACACAAAGUCUGCCGCGCUGCUGCUCCAGAACGACCACAACGCUGACGUACAAUCAAAGAUGAUGGUCAAUAGAACCACAGAGAAUGGGAAGAGUGGGUUCACCCCUCUGCACAUCGCGGCUCACUAUGGUAACGUGAAUGUCUCCACCCUGUUGCUGAACAGAGGAGCUGCUGUGGACUUCACAGCCAGGAAUGGUAUAACUCCUCUCCAUGUGGCCUCUAAGAGAGGUAACACCAACAUGGUGGCCCUGCUGUUGGACCGAGGGGCUCAAAUAGAUGCUAAAACCAGGGAUGGGCUGACACCCCUGCACUGUGCAGCCAGGAGUGGACAUGAUCCUGCAGUGGAGCUGCUGCUGGAGAAAGGAGCCCCCAUCUUAGCCAGAACCAAGAACGGACUGUCCCCACUGCACAUGUCGGCCCAGGGAGACCACAUAGAGUGUGUUAAACUCCUGCUGCAGCACAAGGCGCCUGUUGAUGAUGUCACAUUGGACUACCUCACAGCGCUGCAUGUCGCAGCUCACUGUGGCCACUACAGAGUCACCAAGCUGCUGCUAGACAAGAGGGCCAAUCCCAAUGCUAGAGCACUGAAUGGUUUCACUCCCCUUCACAUCGCUUGUAAGAAGAACAGGGUGAAGGUGAUGGAACUGCUGGUCAAAUAUGGCGCCUCCAUCCAGGCCAUUACUGAGUCUGGUCUGACUCCCAUCCAUGUAGCUGCCUUCAUGGGUCACCUCAACAUUGUUCUCCUUCUGCUGCAGAAUGGAGCCUCUCCCGAUGUCCGUAACAUUCGUGGCGAGACAGCUCUCCACAUGGCAGCACGAGCAGGUCAGAUGGAAGUGGUUCGCUGUUUGCUGAGAAAUGGAGCAUUGGUGGAUGCCAUGGCCAGGGAAGACCAGACUCCCCUCCACAUUGCAUCUCGUUUGGGGAAAACAGAUAUAGUCCAGUUGCUGCUGCAACACAUGGCCCACCCAGAUGCUGCCACCACCAACGGGUACACUCCCCUCCAUAUUUCAGCCCGGGAGGGCCAGGUAGAGACUGCUGCUGUGCUGCUGGAGGCCGGGGCCUCACACUCAUUGGCCACCAAGAAAGGAUUCACUCCAUUACAUGUAGCAGCAAAGUAUGGAAGCCUCGACGUAGCAAAGCUUCUCCUUCAGCGCAAAGCUCUUCUCGAUGAUGCUGGCAAGAACGGCCUGACUCCGCUACAUGUGGCAGCUCAUUAUGACAACCAAGAAGUGGCUCUGCUGCUGCUGGAUAAAGGGGCAUCGCCUCAUGCUACUGCAAAGAAUGGCUACACUCCUCUCCACAUUGCAGCCAAAAAGAACCAGACAAACAUUGCAUUAGCGCUGCUGCAGUACGGAGCAGAGACCAACGUUCUAACCAAGCAGGGAGUCAGCCCUCUACACCUGGCAGCCCAGGAAGGACAUGCUGAGAUGGCCAGCCUGCUGUUGGGCAAAGGAGCUCACAUCAACACAGCCACCAAGAGUGGAUUGACUCCACUGCAUCUCACAGCCCAAGAAGACAGGGUCAAUGCAGCGGAAGUACUGGCUAAACAUGACGCCAACUUGGAUCAGCAAACUAAGCUCGGAUAUACCCCUCUGAUCGUGGCUUGUCACUAUGGAAAUGCCAAGAUGGUGAACUUUUUAUUACAGCAAGGUGCCAGCGUCAAUGCCAAAACCAAGAAUGGUUACACACCACUUCACCAGGCAGCACAACAAGGGAACACACACAUAAUCAAUGUUUUGCUGCAACAUGGGGCCAAGCCAAAUGUUACUACAGUGAACGGAAAUACCGCUCUGUCAAUUGCUAGACGCCUGGGUUACAUCUCUGUGGUGGACACACUGAAAGUCGUCACUGAGGAGGUUGUCACUACAACAACGACGGUCACAGAGAAACACAAGCUCAAUGUCCCUGAGACCAUGACUGAGAUCCUUGAUGUUUCUGAUGAAGAGGCUCUGAGACUGGAGGAUGAGCCAUUAUCUGAGAUGUCUGUGGAGCUGGAAGGUGAGGACACUAUGACAGGUGAUGGUGGGGAGUAUCUGAGAGCAGAGGAUCUCAGGGAGCUGGGAGAUGACUCUCUUCCAGGACACUACCUGGACGGCUUUAGCUACAUGAGCCACAACCUGGACAGGCAGCAGCUCACUCCCAUUCACCAAAGUUUCCAUAAGAGAGAAGGAGUUCUCAUCGAAGACAUGCUUACAAGCCACCAGGUGUCAUCAUUGUCCAGAGAGCACGAAAAGGACUCAUUCCGUCUGAGCUGGGGUGCUGAGCACCUUGAUAAUGUGGUGCUGUCCUCCAGUCUGCUACACUCUGGCCGUUCCUCUCCGUGCCUAGACAAUGACAACAGCAGCUUCCUGGUCAGCUUCAUGGUAGAUGCCAGGGGCGGGGCCAUGCGUGGUUGCCGUCACAAUGGCCUGCGAAUUAUUGUACCACCAAGGAAGUGCUCUGCACCUACGCGGGUGACAUGCAGGCUGGUGAAGAGACACCGUCUGGCCUCUAUGCCCCCUAUGGUGGAGGGUGAGGGGCUGGCUGGUCGCAUCAUAGAAGUAGGACCCACCGGAGCUCAGUUCCUGGGUAAGCUCCACCUGCCCACAGCUCCGCCCCCUCUGAAUGAGGGUGAGAGCCUGGUCAGUCGCAUCCUGCAGCUGGGUCCUCCAGGAACCAAGUUCCUCGGGCCUGUGAUUGUGGAGAUCCCCCAUUUUGCAGCUCUGCGGGGCACAGAGAGAGAGUUAGUGAUCUUGAGGAGUGAGACAGGGGAGAGCUGGAGGGAACACCACUGUGACUUCACUGAAGAAGAGCUGAACCAGAUACUGAAUGGCAUGGAUGAAAAACUUGAUUCCCCUGAGGAGCUUGAGAAGAAAAGAAUAUGCCGCAUCAUCACCCGAGACUUCCCACAGUACUUUGCCGUAGUGUCACGGAUAAAGCAAGACAGUCAUUUGAUUGGACCAGAGGGCGGGGUCCUUAGCAGCACUCUUGUGCCCCAGGUCCAGGCUGUCUUCCCUGAGGGAGCUCUCACCAAGAAAAUCAGAGUUGGGCUGCAGGCUCAACCCAUUGAUGUGGAGCUGGUGAGAAAGGUUCUUGGUAACAAAGCCACAUUCAGCUCAAUUGUCACAUUAGAACCAAGAAGGAGGAAGUUCCACAAACCAAUCACCAUGACAAUCCCUAUUCCCAAGAGCCCCAACAGUGACGGGCCAAGUGGAGUAUACAGUGGGGAGACCCCCACUUUACGUUUGCUCUGCAGUAUUACAGGUGGAACCACUCCAGCCCAAUGGGAGGACAUCACCGGCUCCACACCUCUCACCUUUGUUAACCAGUGUGUUUCCUUCACCACAAAUGUGUCGGCAAGGUUCUGGCUGAUAGACUGCAGACAGAUCCAGGAGUCUGUUAGUUUUGCCUCUCAGCUGUACAGAGAGAUCAUCUGUGUUCCAUACAUGGCAAAGUUUGUAAUUUUUGCCAAGACACUGGACCCCAUUGAGGCCCGCCUGCGCUGUUUCUGCAUGACAGACGACAAGAUGGACAAAACCCUGGAGCAGCAGGAGAACUUCACUGAAGUUGCCCGCAGCCGAGAUGUCGAGGUGCUGGAAGGAAAACCCAUAUUUGCUGACUGCUUUGGAAACCUGGUGCCUCUUACCAAGAGCGGACAGCACCAUGUGUUCAGCUUCUUUGCCUUCAAAGAGAACAGACUGGCCCUCUUCAUCAAAAUUAGAGACACAGCGCAGGAGCCAUGUGGUCGCCUGUCGUUCACAAAGGAACCACGGACGUACCGUAGUCUUAACCACAAUGCUAUCUGCAACCUCAACAUUACCCUCCCAGCAUACUCAAAGGAGUCUGAUUCAGACCAAGAUGCAGAUGAUGAGAGUGAGAAGAGUGACAAGAAAUAUGAUGAAUCUGAAUCAACUGAGACAUUCUCUCUGAGAACUAACCAACCUCUUGACCCUGCAACCCUUGCAAGCCCGGACCUUCUCUCAGACAUGUCGGACAUCAAAAUGUAUACCAUUCUGACUGUAGAGCAAAUGAAUGAAGAGGGAGCCAGAGCUAGAGGGCUGGCAGACAAAGAGCAUUUGGCUAUAGUAGAACAGUUCAAAGAUGGAUUGGAAAAGGUUGGAGAGACUCAAAGAGAACCAGUCAUCCAGGAGAUUUGCGUCAAGAGGAUGACUUCAAGUAGAUCUAUGGACAUGGAAAAAUACUUUGAACAGACACCUGUAGUGACGAGUGGUUCUCAAGAAGACCUUCUCCAAGAUAGAUUAGAACAGGUUGUUGUAAAGCGUGAUGGCAAACGGCGUCCUCCAGAUAUCAAGAAACCUAUUAGGAAGAAGCUUAGAGACAGAGAGCGUUCUGGAUGUAGUAGCUCUGAGGGAGAGCUGGAAAGGAUGAGUUCUGAGGAGUCAUUAGAUGGUGAUGCAGUUCUUAAGGAGAGUGGCCUUGUACCCACCCCAGUUAUGGAUCCCCCAGCUUCUCCUGUUGUUGUUGAAACAUCUAUAGGAUCUAUAAAAGAAAGAGUUAAAGCUUUACAGAACAAAGUCAAAGAGGAUGAGGUGCAAAAAACCACUCAAGUUCUAAUACAUGAGGCAAAAUCUUCUAUCACCACAAAGAAGUUGGAGGCAGACAUGCCAGAACUUCCCAGACUCCCCAAGUCUCCCAAAUCUCAGACAGAGAGAUUAGAGGAGACUAUGUCUGUUAAAGAGCUCAUGAAAGCAUUCCAAACUGGACAAGACCCUUCAAAAAGUAAAUCAGGGCUUUUUGAGCACAAAGCCAUGGCUUCUUGUAAUUCAGCAUUGAUAUCUCAAUCAGGAGAUUCUAAGGAGAUACAGAGAGAACAAAGUCCUACACAGGAGCCAGAAUCCCAGAUUCAGAGUCAAAGCCCCACAAUUUCCUCUCAGCAUAGUGAUGUCAACAAACGUGACCAAACAAACUUAAAGGAUGAACCAAGUUUGAUCAAAGACUCUGAGGAAUCACAGGUGGGGUCAGAUAGUGCUUAUUUUGGAAAGGCAGUAAAAUCUGUUGAUACAGUUCAUUGUGACGAUGCAAGAGUUAUCCCACAGAAAGAGACACCAGAGUUGUCAGAGAAGGAGACUGUGUCUGUGAAAGAGUUGAUGAAAACAUUCCAGACUGGGCAAGAACCAUCAAAAACUAAAGUAGAGCUUUUUGAACAGGAAGCAGCGCCUUCUUCUUGUAUUUCGACACUGAUAUCUGAAUCAACUGAUUCUAGAAAGAUACAGACACCUGAUCGAAGUCCUGUGCAGGAGCCACAAUCACAAUUUCAAACUCAGAGCUAUCAACAGAAUGAUGUCAAGAAAUGUGACGAAACAGAUUUAGAGGACGAAUUAUUAAGCUUACGUAGAGACAAGUCUGAGGAUUCACGGUUAAUGUCAGAUAGUGCUUAUUUUGGAAAGCCAGUAAAAGUUGCUGAUACAGUUCAAACUGACAGUGGAAGGGUUGUCCAACAGAAAGAGACACCAGAGUUGUCAGAGAAGGAGUCUAUGCCUGUGAAGGAGCUGAUGAAAACAUUCCAGACUGGGCAAGAGACCCCAAACACUAAAACAGGAUUGAUACCUAAAAUGGGAGAUUCUGAAGAGAUGCAGACAGUUGAACAAAGUCCUUCACAAGAGGCAAAAUCACAAUAUCAAGCUCAAGAACAGACAGAUGUCAACAUAUAUGGCAUGACAGACUUAAAGGAUCAACCAGUAAGAGAUAACUCUGAGGAACUGCACUUGACUUCAGAUGGUGCUCCGUUUGGAAAGACAGUAAAGUUUGCUGAUACAGUUCAGUGUGAUGAUGGAAGGGUUAUCCCACAGAGAGAGACACCAGAGUGGCCAGGGAAAGAAACUGUGUCUGUGAAGGAACUGAUGAAGAAAUUCCAGGCUGGGCAGAACAGUGAAAGUGGGCUGUGUGAACCCAAAACAGUGGCCUCUUCUGAACACAGUCCUAUACAGGAGCCAAAAUAUCAAACUGUGAACUUAAAAGUAGAAGCCUCUGAGGAAUCACAACUAAUUUCAGACAUCUCUUAUUUUGGAGAGACAGCAAUAAAUGCAUAUAAGUUUGAUGAUGGAAGUGUUAGCCCUCAGAGGGAGGAGCCAAAGUUCACAGAGAAGAGCCUAGGCGGGAUGCAAAUAGAAGAAGAACCAGUCAUAAGCGCUGGUAGGAGUUUAUCGGAAGACAUGCAGAUCAGCCCUGAUCGCAGACCUUCUGAGGACUUCACUGCUGACAUAAAGGCUGAGCUGGAAGAAAGUCCUGAGUAUCAGCUGUUCAAGCAAACAUCAACAGCUGCAGAUGAGAGCUAUCAGUUAAAGGCAACUGAGGAGGAGACCCUUAGUGAUGAUUCUGAUACAAAUCCAGUAUCCAUUUUGAGUCCGUGUAUGAAAGCUCAUUUUGGGAAAGGUGUUUUUCUUAUCGAGAAUCAAAUGAAAGAUGAUCUAAGUCCUGAGAGUCCCAAGCAUGAAGGCAUGGCUGAAUCCUCAGACACUAGUGCUGAUAUUAAGACUCCUCAUUCCAGCUCAGGGGAGAGUGAGAAUUUUGAGGGACUUUCACUGACCCAUCAAAUGACCAGUGAAAUGCUUACUUAUUCUGCUAGAACAGAAGAAGAGCACAUCAUACCUUCACAGGAAGAGAACAAUCUUGACAAUAAAACAGCUACUCAUGGAAGCAAAAUACUUUUUAAACAAACUGAAGACACUGAAGAACCAGAUGUCCGAAUGGAGGAGCCAGAACUUAAAGUAGUCCACAUUAGGGAGAAAACAUCUGGCCAGGCACCCACCACAGUAAAAGAUAUGUCAGGGAUGUUGUCCUUAAUGAGCAGUGACUUGGAUCAGUAUCUACAAGUUAGGACUGUGACAAGCCAGCCAUCAGAAAAGGAUAUUGUACAGGAGAAAUUUGAACAAAUCAUGUUGACAAAGGACAAAGAUAAAGAAAUUCUCACAGUUGUCACAGGUGAAAAUAAAGGAGCUUUAAUGGAAGGAACAACACAAGAAAUGGGUCGUGCAACAAUGGAGCAAUCAAUCACAAGGGGAGCUGAAGAAUUGAAGAGUGAAUCCAAAGAAACCAAAUCAUCCAAACAAGCAAAAGAUUUGUCAGGGAUGUUUUCAGUCAUGAGCGAUGACUUUGAUCAGUAUCUAGAGGCUAGGCCUGUGGCUGAUCAACCAAAAGAAGAGCAUAAUGUGCAGAAGAAAUCUGAAUUUUUACCAUCUUUCUCUGAUGAAAAUAAAGGAGUGAUAGCAGAUGACACAGCACAAGAAACAGAUGGUGCUAGAUUGAAACAUGAAGUCACAAGGGGAAGUAAAGAAGUAAUAUGUGAAUUCAAAGAAACCCAGUCAACCUUGAUUGAAGAACUCCCAACGAAGGAAGAGUGGGUAGAGAAAAAGGCUUCACAUCAACUGCCUACAAGAGCAAAGGAGAUGUCAGGCAUGCUAUCACUGCUGAACAGUGACUUGGACCAGUAUCUCAAGGACAGGCCAGUGAAAAGUAGGCCCUCAGAAGAGGAUGUUAUCCAGGAGAAAUUUGAAGAAAUGACUCUCCGAAAAUCCUCUAGUGACGAUCAAAUGGUAACAAGAUGGGAAAAAACACAAAUAAUAGCUAAUACUAAUUUGGAGGAUAAGACAGAUGGAGAGACACAUGAACACCCUCAGGUAGAUAUAGUUGAAGUGAAAGAACUGACACAAAGUUCUGUUUUGGAGACACCGUUCCAAGAAGUUUGUAUCCAGAGAAAGACACACCAUGGCCAGUCUACAACUGACAAGAAUAUGUCAGGGAUGUUGACACUUCUCAGUAGUGACUUGGAUCAGUAUCUCAAGGAAAAGCCAGUGGCAAUACAAUACCACCCAGGUGAUGAUGUGGUCCAUGAGAGCUGCAAACAAAUUAUACUGACAAGUAAUGAUUUGGAGGAUAAGUUAGGUGGACAGGCAAAUGAAGACCUGCAGACUGAUUCCGUUGAAGUGAAAGAACUGACACCAAGUUCUGUUCUGGAGACACCAUUCCAAGAAGUUUGUAUCCAGAGAAAGACACACCAUGAACAGUCUACAACUGAGAAGGAUAUGUCAGGGAUGCUGACACUUCUCAGUAGUGACUUGGAUCAAUAUCUCAAGGAAAAGCCAGUGACAAUACAAUGCCACCCAGAAGAGGAUGUAGUCCAUGAGAGCUGCAAACAAAUUAUACUGACAAGUAAUGAUUUGGAGGAUAGGAUAAGUGGAGAGGAUAAGAUAGGUGGAGAGACAGGUAUGGUUGAAGUGAAGGAACUGUCUCCAAGUUCUGUUUUGGAGACACCGUUCCAAGAAGUUUGUAUCCAGAGAAGGACACACCAUGAACAGUCUACAACUGACAAGAAUAUGUCAGGGAUGUUGACACUUCUCAGCAGUGACUUGGAUCAGUAUCUCAAGGAAAAGCCAGUGGCAAUACAAUACCACCCAGGUGAUGAUGUGGUCUAUGAGAGCUGCAAACAAAUUAUACUGACAGGUAAUGAUUUGGAGGAUAAGAUAGGUGGAGAGGCAAAUGAAGACCUGCAGACUGAUGCCGUUGAAGUGAAAGAACUGACACCAAGUUCUGUUUUGGAGACACCAUUCCAAGAAGUUUGUAUCCAGAGAAAGACACACCAUGAACAGUCUACAACUGAGAAGGAUAUGUCAGGGAUGCUGACACUUCUCAGUAGUGACUUGGAUCAAUAUCUCAAGGAAAAGCCAGUGACAAUACAAUGCCACCCAGAAGAGGAUGUAGUCCAUGAGAGCUGCAAACAAAUUAUACUGACAAGUAAUGAUUUGGAGGAUAAGAUAGGUGUAGAGGCAAAUGAAGACCUGCAGACUGAUGCCGUUGAAGUGAAAGAACUGACACCAAGUUCUGUUCUGGAGACACCAUUCCAAGAGGUUUUAAUCCAGAGAAAGACACACCAUGAACAGUCUACAACUGAGAAAGAUAUGUCAGGGAUGCUGACACUUCUCAGUAGUGACUUGGAUCAAUAUCUCAAGGAAAAGCCAGGGACAAUACAAUGCCACCCAGAAGAGGAUGUAGUCCAUGAGAGCUGCAAACAAAUUAUACUGACAAGUAAUGAUUUGGAGGAUAAGAUAGGUGGAGAGGCAAAUGAAGACCUGCAGACUGAUGCCGUUGAAGUGAAAAAACUGACACCAAGUUCUGUUUUGGAGACACCAUUCCAAGAAGUUUGUAUGCAGAGAAAGACACACCAUGAACAGUCUACAACAGAGAAGGAUAUGUCAGGGAUGUUGACACUUCUCAGUAGUGACUUGGAUCAGUAUCUUAAGGAAAAGCCAGUGGCAAUACAAUGCUAUCCAGAAGAGGAUGUAGUCCAUGAGAGCUGCAAACAAAUAAUGUUAACAAAAGACAACAAAAGAGAAACUCCUACAUUCUGCCCUGAACAGGAGAUGAUGUCACCAGAGGGUACAAAUGUAGACGUUGUGGACAUUAAUAAAAAGGACAUUUUUGAAAGUGGGUGGCAGACAAGUUCCCAUGAAGAUGAAGAUCCCAAGAGUUCCUCAUCUGAGGAGGGUGAGGCUAAAAUGUCACCAAGUGCAGUGUCACAUUCUAAAGGCUCUAGUGAAAGGAUGGUGGACAUUACAACAUCAUAUAUAACAAAUGAUGAAGGUAACAAUGACCAGAAAGAUUUCGGUGUAGAUGCUACUCAUUCAGUUCUCAAAACACACACUUUUCUGCAACUACCGAGUAUUUCUAGCACACCACAACGACCAGCUGAUUUGGAGAACCUAAACACUGUGGUCUUUGAAGACCCAGCUAAAGAGCCAUAUCGAGAUUCACUUGAGGCCAGUCCUCUCAUGGAGGAUAAAUCUUCAAAAAAAUCCCCUGAUUCAAUUGAGCCAAGCCCUAACAGAGAAUCCCCUUGUCCAGACUCUCUUGAGGGAAGUCCCACAAAAUCGAAGGACUCAGAGCUUAAGAUGCCCACGAAGCCAGCUGUGUAUGAGGAUUACACUUCCCAGCUCAAAGCAUGCUUUGCAUAUGACAAAAAUAUUUACAGUGAUGAAAGUGAGCAUGAUGUGCAAGGAAACAAUGGUGAGAAUGUCCAAAUGGAAAGUGAAACUAAGGAAGACAAACAUUCCAACUCAGCAAUGAGAGUAAGUGAUGGAAACAUGUCCUCCAACCCCAAAAUUUGUGACAGUGAGAAUCUUCACAUGCUCAUAAGGCAAGACUCUCUUGACACAGAUGAUAGUGGGGAUGAUACCACUAACAAACAAUUCACCCCAGAAGAGGAGAUGUUCAAAAUGGCUCCAAAGAUCAAAACAUUUGAGGAGAUGGAACAGGAGGCUAAAAUGAAGAGAGAUACACCUUUUGAGACAGGUGAUCACACAGACAAUGAGCUAGAUCUAAAAUUUGGCCCAGGUAUACAGUCUCUGUCACAAGAUUCACUACAGAAAAUUUCAGAAAAAUGUGUGACAGAAGACAUUCACACACUUACUGAGACAACAGAUAGUAGUUUGAGUGUUACAAAGAAAGAAGAAAUUCAGUCACAACUAAAAACUGCUGAAUCAGUUGAUUCAGCUGCAACUCAAAGAGAGGAACCUGAUACAGAAAGUGAGGACCUGUUCGGAGAAAGAGAAGCUCAAAUACACAAAGGCGCUGUAGAAGGUGACCAUUCCUCAGUCAGUGACACACAUUUUUAUAGCUUUGUGACAGAUGAGCACCAUUCAGAUGUUGAUGAAGUUCAGUUACCACUGACAGAUGGUUCUGUUUCUGCCAGCAGACCUCAGGCUAUGGUGUCUACUAAAGAAGUAGAAUAUGUCAUUCCAGGGUGUGAGGGUGACAGUGAUGUAGGCUUCAAUGCACAAGUUGAGGCUGAGAAACAGAUGAAUCUUUGUCCUGCAGAGGGCAGAAAAACACCUGUUCGAACUCCAGGUAAUGAGGGAACCCCUGACCCAUUUCAGUUUCAAGAGGGGAAGUUAUUUGAAAUGACCAGAGGGGGAGCUAUUGAUAUGACAAGAAGAAGCACUGAUGAAGAAGAGGAAGGGCAUGCUCUUUUUCAUGUAGGGGAACACCCAGUAGAUGAAGCUGCACCAGAAGAGGCUGAGGAAGAUCAGACACUAAGAAAGUCUUCAACUUCAGAGGAUAGUGAUUCUAUCACAGACACAACCCAUCAAGAGAUCCCCAAAUCAUCACUCACUCUGGGUGCCACUUACAAAAUUCCCACUCCCAAACCCAGAACUCUCAUCAAACCUUCAAGUGACAAGUCAGAGAGAGAAAAGCCACUCUCUAAAGCUGAUCUUGGCAGCUCAACCGAGACUCAGCUUGGUUCCCCCAAUGCUUUGGAAAGACUAACCAAUGUUCAAGGUGAGAUCAAAAGCCUUGAGAGUCUUGGUCUAAACUAUCUAGACUCUACUAUAGCUGACCUUCAAUCAGACACAUCCACACUUAGCCAUUCAGUGUACUCAGAGCAGAGCCACGAUUCCUCAGAUUCCUCUCAUGAUGAUGAUGAGGAGGAGGAGGAGGAGGAGGAGGAAGAUGAAGAAGAUCAGUGCUCAGUCAUAGAGAUGUCCCUUUCAGCUGCACAGGCUGGCAUCCCAGGAUAUCAUCAGGAUUCACCCCCACCUUUGGCAAUCAAACCAAGCAGCACAAUUAAAGAGGUUCACCAUUUCAAAACCAACAUAGUCACAAAAGAUUCACAGAUAUCUGAGCUCGAUCAGGUUCAAAGAAAAGCAGAAAAAAGCUCAACCUUGGAUCGCAGGACGAGAUCUGAGGCAGAUAGCGACACAAGUAAAGCCUCUAAUAAAGCCAGUAGGAGUUAUUCUGAGAGUAGUCAGUCUUCUCAUGAAUCCAACUUCUCUCCUUCCCAACUUCCUGUCAUGAUGCAACAAAAACCUCUAGCUCAUAGGAUCUCCUCCUCCUCUCCCCAAAGGAAAGAAGUCUUAAAGACUACAGAAACAUCUGUUAGGUAUUCUUUGGAUACGGAUGAUAUAAGCAGUGCUAGUCAGAGGAGUCCAGAUUCUGUUAUCUUUACAUAUGACAUCCCAGCCUCAAACAGUUCCGAUUCUGAUGGCAAUCCAUUGCCAGGUGUGCAGCCAUCUUCUGGGACAGAGGAUGUAUUUGAAUCAAGGCUUGCCUGGGAUGACAGGGUUGAAACUCAGAUGCAGAGAAUCACCGAUGACCAAACUCCAGAAUGUACGCCAGUGGAUUGGCAGGAUGACGCUGACAGGAAAGAGGAGACAUUAGCUAUCAUUGCAGAUCUUCUUGGCUUCAGCUGGACUGAGCUGGCAAGAGAACUUGAAUUCAGUGAAGAUGAUAUCCAAUUAGUGAGAUCAGAGAAUCCUAAUUCACUUCAAGAGCAGAGCCAUGCCUUGCUGCAGCGCUGGGUUGAGCGGGAAGGUAAACAUGCCACAGAGGACUGUCUGAUUAAGAGGCUAACCAAGAUCAACCGCAUGGAUAUCGUCCAUCUUAUUGAAACCCAGAUGAACAAAUCAGUUCAAGAGCAAACAUCUAGAACUUAUGCAGAGAUAGAGAAGACACUGGAUCACAGUGAAGUGUCAGUAGCCCUAUCUUCAGUGCAAGAGGACACAGACAGCCCCAGAAUCAUAAGAAGGGUGGAGUCAGAUCGCAGACCACCCCCUGCUGUUUCUGAAGAGGACCUCUCAGUUGCUUCCCUUCUGGAUAUUCCUUCCUGGGCAGAGCCUGUUGGACAUACCCACUCAGAAAGCAUGCAUGGUGACCUGUUGGAGGAGCUUGAGAUCCCGCAUGAACUGAACCCUAACUUGUGGACCUCCGAGGAUGUAAUUACACCGGAACCUACAUGUUACGACAACUCAGAUGAGCAAGUAUCAACAGCAUCUUUCAGGACAGAUCUUUCAGAAUCUUCAGAACAAAAAAAUGUUGGUUUAGGACAGAGUCAGAUGCCACCCUUGGCAAAUGAUUCAAACACACUUUCCACUGAAAAGCUAGAAUUGCCAAUUCCAGGUGCUUUUGACCUAAGUAAAACACAAUCUGAAAUCACAUUGACCAAUCAAAGUAGUUCAUCACAGGAAAAAGAUGAAAAACAGUCAUUCCCCAAACAAAGUGAAGAUUCUGGCUCAGCUAAAUCAAGCUCAGAGACGCCAGACUUGCUCUGUCAAACAGCCCAAGGCAGUCUAGAUGAUAAAAUCAUCAUGUCCUCAGAAUCCACUCCAACACCACCAGAGUCGAGGUCCCCUCAGCUUGAUCAGCUGCUAUCAGAACUGGAGGAGAUGAAACUUAAGUUUAGACCAGAGACACUUGACCCACCUCUGUCAGAUUCCAGUGAUGAAAGCUCUAAAGUUGAUCAAAUUUACAAGUUUGAAGACCUCUCACCUGAAGAUCAGUGUGCUACAGAAGAUGGUGAUAUUGUCAGUGUGUUUUCUGUGGUACAGCUGGCAGUUGACACUGACCACACAAAAGUAGGAGUCACAGAGCCUGCACAAUUCCAGACAUCCAUUCAAGAUGAACCUGAAUUAGUCUCAGCUGCUCCCGAUCUAACAAAAACCUCUGAGACCAGUGUGCCAUCAAGCCUGGGAAAAGAAAGUCCUGUAUCCCCUACUGAAUCCCUUUCAAUCCCAGAAUCUCCCCAAGGAAUUUGUGAGGCGACUGAAACAUCACUGAACUCAAAUCUUCCUUUAGAUAUAUUCCAGUCCAGUAAAUAUGUUGAAAAUGCUGCUGUUUCCUCAGUGUCUUUCCCCAAAAUAGCUGCAAAGAGUCAGUCUGAGUUUCCAGGAGAAAAUCUGGUAAAUCUUUGUGAGGAAGAGUCUACUACUAACAUUCUUCAAAGUCAAGAACAAUGUGAAUCAACUACACCAUCUAAUGACUCAAGGCGUGCAAGAGAAGAAACAUCAACACAGAGUAUCAAAGAUCAGCUUCCACAUUUAUGGGAUGUAACCUCUGUUGAAGGCAUUCAGGCUGAAGAUUUUUCUUCACAGUCUCUUUCUGAUUUGACUCCUGAGACAGUUACAUCUGCAAGACAUUUUAGCUUCAAGGAACUGAUCCCUUACCCGUCCUCAGGAAACUUUGAGACAUCUUCAGAUGAAGAUAGGCCAAGGACCAGUGGACAGUAUUCAGAAGAAUCUCUGACUCCAGUAGACUAUGAUUGUUUUGCUUCUCAACCUACUUCAAUUAAACCUAAAGCAGAGGUGAUGUCGUCGACCUCUGAUGAGGAGUACAGCAUCCCACCUGGGUAUGCAGAGACCUCUUCUACUACAACCAUCUAUACCCACAUGCCUCCAGGAUACGCAGAGAUGGUGCAUAGUGGUGCAGACAGCCCUACCUUUGAAUACUCUGAUCCAGAGCCUUACUUUGACUGCAAACAAGCAGCAUCAGACUUCUCAGAGAAUGAGCCAGAUGAACCUGAGUCAAGAACGAGGUCAAGGGGAGGUCAACCCCAGGAUCAUCUCAGCCAUUCUGGAGUGAUAGAAAAGGUGACACGAGGAGUGCUAUUGUCAUCAGGAAGUGAAGAUUAUGAGGAUGCUCCUUUUGUCCAGGAGCCUCUUCAUAAUAUACAUGAAGAGAGUGAAGAAUUAAUACACUAUUCUGAAACAUCAGAUGAAGAAUUCUCCUUGUGUGAGGCUUCACAACCGCCCCAUGUCUGUGAAGUUAGGGCUUGUGGUGAUACUGAUAAUUCUCUGACAAGGGAGAUCAACGCUGAGCUCGGAUCAAUGUCAGAAAGUUCAGAUGAUGAAUUUUUGACCACCAGAAUAGUGCGAAGGAGAGUUGUCAUUCAGGCUGAUGAAAUGCCUGACCUCCCCACUCAGUCAGUGACCGAAGAAAAGUACAAGGAUGAAAAUGGACACAUUGUCGUCAAAAGGGUUACCCGUAAAAUUAUUCGCAAGUGUGUGUCCGCGGAUGGCACGGAGCAUGAAGAGGUGUCGGUGGAAGGCGCUCCCCAGGGGUCCAUCAGUAUGACAGAGGGAGAUGGGUAUUCCAAAGUUGUGAAGCGGACUAUACUGAAGAGUGAGGGAGACCAUACAGAGGUAACAUUCACUGAAUGUGCGGGUUUGUCAGCAUCAAGGCAGGACACAGCUGAGGGUAGUAAGGUCAGCCUCGUAGAAAGGACAAUGGUGGUGGAGGGCGAAAGGACAGUGACACACCAGGGUGAUCCGUCUUUGGCCUCUGACCUCCCCUCAGCCCAAGACGACUUCAAACAGGCACUAGGUUAUGUAAGUGGUUUUAGCAGAACAGAGCUCCCUCAUGUGGUAGAAAGAGAGACUAUCAAAGAAGACGGGACUGUGGUCAGGAGGGCUCACAUGCGUAAAGGUCGCACCCUCAGACAAACAGUGGUGAAGGGAGCUGGGCAGCGCAGACAGGUUCUUCUAGAGAAAGUGGACAGUCCCAGAAAAGGUGGGUCAAAACCACGUGAACUCCAGCAGCAUCUCCACCAGCUCUUUCACCGUUACUAUGAAGAAGACAAGAAGGACAAUGAUGAGGACGAAGAGGAGGAGGAAGAGUAGAAGAAUGUGUAACACUCCACCCGACUCCCUGGCUCUGCCCAUGCUAAAGUCACCCCUAAUCCUAUGCAUUAGCCAACUGCAAUCCCAGUGUGCACCAUGGCACUUCAACGCUACCACGGUCUUCCCACUUAAGUCCUGGAAGAUGACAUUUUGUCCACAAUUUGGAGUUUUCUUCCCUGGCUGGUAUUAUGUAUUCAUGAUUUUCUUUUCAUGUUCUGAUGUUGUUUUGCCUUUUUGUGACCAAAGAAAGCUUUUCCUGAUUAAUUUUACUUUCCGUGUCAGAAUUGUCUUUGAUAUUUUUGUCCUGAUGCUGUGGUAGAGCAACAAAAAAGAAAGAGAAAACAAUGGAAUACUAUUUACAUCAACUAACUCAAAAACCUCUUGAAGGUAAAGAACGUUUUACCCGCAAAAUACUGGUACUACUCUCUGGGUAGGUGCUUGGACUGAAAGACAAUAUUUCACACUGCACUGCCUCUCACAACCAGAGUUUCUCAGAUAUUCCUAACUGAAAAAUUGUCUCACUCAUUGUACUAGCCUCUCCACUCUUUUGAUUCAGGUGGUCAUGAUGUCACACAGAGAAAUCCAGACUGUAUCAACACUGAAUUUAACUGCUGCUGCUGCUGUGUUUUGUGUAGGCUAUGUGUAAUCUGUCUUUGGAAAUUAUAUAUUAUCUAUAAUCUAGACAUUACUAACAUCUGUAGCCUAGGAAUUAAUAAUCACUCAUGUGAAGUAGAGCAGGCAUGACUAAUCAACAUCUGUCAUUAUGAUCCUAGCUUUGACUGCUUUGUAGUUCUAUGGAUUGCCCUUCUGCCUCUCUUUCCCUUCUGUGUGUGUGUCUUUCUUUCUCUCUUAUUAUGUUUAAUUCUAAUGUUCUUUUUUUGUUUUUGGGGUUGUUUGGGGUUUUUUUGGCUUUUGUUUCUGGCUUUUUCUCUUGAAUUGUUGAUCUUGACUUGUUUUGUAUGACUGUUGAGAGAAUGUUUUGAGAAACUGUUGAGUUAAAUACUGAUUGACAGCUGGUUUGAAAAGGGUAUUUUAGGUUAUUGAAGAUGUCUUAGUUUAGAGUUGAUCUUUUUUGAUUCUGAGUUUAGCUUAGUAGUUAAUAUAGAGAAAUUCUCUAUUUAACCUUUAGUUUGAACGCCAAUGAGAAGCUUCUUUUUAUAAAGAAGUCCCUCAGAAUUUGCCACUGGGGAAUGAGAUCACGAAAGCUGUUGAAGAGACACUUGUCUUGUAUAACGUGUGAUAAGGUGAUCAGAUGUUUGUGCUUUAUUUUUUGUUAAACUUUAUUAGUUUAUCUUUUCAACCAGAAAGUGUUAAGCCAGGCAUUGGCAGUUGUGUGGUGUGUGUUUCUGAGUGAAUGAGUCUGUGCGUGUAGUAGAGUCUCGCUAGUUUCUCUGAACAAAGAAAAAAAAAAAAACAGUUUAUUUUACACAAACCGCAUUUGCACUCCUGAA
Molecule: messenger RNA, 17697 nt
Organism: Toxotes jaculatrix (banded archerfish)
Lineage: Eukaryota; Metazoa; Chordata; Actinopteri; Toxotidae
Gene: ank2a
Product: ankyrin 2a, neuronal
Exons: 54
Coding region: 206-16246 (5346 amino acids)
Biological process (GO): protein localization to T-tubule; signal transduction; regulation of cardiac muscle contraction
Cellular component (GO): T-tubule
Molecular function (GO): protein binding
Source: RefSeq, a predicted model, not a curated record